GCAAUGGUGCUGAGUCUACGCCUGUGAGAGCCGCCCCGCCCACGCCCACACCCGGACGCAGGGAGCAGUGAUGGCUGGUGGGUAGAAGCCUCCCACCCAUCCACCCUUAUCUCGGCCCCUUCACCCUUCACACCCUAAGCCCUUACCACUCCCUCCUCCCCACCCUCGUCACCCCACAGCCCGUCUGACUCAUCUCCGGCACACCUCCACCACCACCACCACCACCUCCGCCCCUCCAUCUUCACCCUCCUCCUCAGCUCCCCCAACACCUCGCCGCCACCACCACCGCCAGCGCCGCCGUCAUGGCCUCCGGCAGAACUCCUGGCAUGGAGCAGGGCGACGCCUACCACCGCUCAGGUCUCUACAGCCACCACCACCACCACCACCACCUUCCCCAACACCAUCACCACCACCUCCACCACCAGCACCUGGAGUUGGCGCCGAGACUUAGCACCAACAGCACCACCUCCUCCUCCUCCACCACCACCACCAGCGUGCCCUCAGGCCCCCGCACAGCACGUAACAACAGCUCGUGCAGCACCACUAGUAACAGCGGGUGUGGCGGGGGAGGCGGGGGUGGCAUCGGUGGCUGUGGCAGGGCGAGACACAGCAGCAGUAACAGUCUACGCGGCGGGUCCAGCAUCACGCGGAACAACAGCACCGCCAGUAACAGCAGCAGCACCCACAGCCUGUCCGGGAUUGUCGGGAUUGGAGAGACGGAGGCCCUAGCGGAAGCCCUUGCGGAAGAGGAGCCUUUGGAAAGCGAGCACUCCCUUAUGGAAGCCUCCACCGCCACCACCUCCACUGUCGACUCCACGGCGGAGUUAGUUAACAGUUCCCACGCCAUGACCCUCAGCACGGCAUCCACCACCACCACCGCCACCACCACCACGGCUCUCCACGCACCCCCCGCCCUCACCAGCCCCACUUCGCCCUCCUCUCCGUCCACCGGCGCCCCGCAGGUGGACUCCAACGACUGCGGCCUCUUCUCCUUCAGGCCAGGCUUCCUGCAGAGACUAGCGAACAUCAAGAUCUUUGUGUUCCUGUUGUCUGUGCUAGUGACGGUGCAGCAGGCACUUGCCUCGGGGUAUCUUAACUCUGUAAUCACCACCAUUGAGAAGCGCUAUGAGAUACCCUCCUCCCUUACUGGUGUCAUCUCCUCCAUGUAUGAGAUUGGUAAUGUCAUCACUGUGAUCUUUGUCUCCUACCUGGGAUCCAAGAGGCGGAUACCUGUGUGGAUAGGAGUAGGGUGCUGUGUGAUGGGCAUUGGCUCCAUGAUGUUUGUGAUGCCUCAGCUUAUCUCUGAUCGCUGGUCCAUUGAACUGGAGACCAUCAACAACACUGACUCCAGCACCAACAUUUGCCGCAAUGCUCGGGUGCGUGACGACACCUCAGAGCGGCUCACUGAGUAUGGCUUUGGAACUCUGCCUGACCUCUCAAAGGGUGUUCCACUUGGGUCACACAACAGUAUCCAGUACGGAAAGCCAGACAACUGCAUCAAGGGCUCUCGCAGCAAUGUGAUGCCAGUAAUGUUCUUCAUGGUGGCUCAGCUGCUGCUUGGUGCUGGUGGUUCCCCACUUUUCACCCUAGGCACCACCUACAUUGAUGACCAUGUGAAGAGAGAGAGCUCCUCCAUGUACAUAGGUAUUAUUUACACCAUGGUUGCCUUUGGACCUGUGCUGGGCUUCCUGUUGGGAGCAUACCUCAUCUCAUACUAUGUGGAUGCCCUUUUUGUGGACACAUCAAUAAUGCAAGCAGAUCACAAACACCCACGCUGGAUUGGGAUGUGGUGGGGUGGCUUCCUCCUGUGUGGACUCCUGCUUAUCUUCAUAUCCAUACCAUUCUUCAUGUUUCCAAAGACUCUAAAGAAAAGGAGAAGAUUGAGGAUAGAAGAAAAAACCAAGGAGUUCCACAAGGGACACCGCCGCACCAAGUCCCAGACCUCCACGUGCUCCCGCCACUCCACUCUUUCCACAAAGCGGGUCUAUGGCAAAGAUGUGCGAGACAUUCCUCUAUCAAUGCUGAAGCUGUUGGUGAAUCCCAUUUAUGUCAUGACCUGUCUGGGGGCCUGCAUGGAGCUCAUGAUUGUCUCUGGCUUCAUUGUGUUCCUGCCCAAGUAUCUCGAGACUCAGUUCUUCCUCUCCAACGUCCAGGCGUCCAUCUUCACCGGUGGCAUAGCCAUUCCUGGUGCUUGCAUUGGUAUCUUCCUUGGGGGCUACCUGCUGAAGCGCUUCAGCUUGCGUCCCAAGGGUGCCAUACAGAUGGUGAUGGUCUUCAACCUUAUUGGGCUCAGCUUUUAUGGCCUCCUCUUUGUGCUGGGUUGUGACAAUGUGAAGAUGGCUGGCACCACUUCACCAUACUUCAACACGUCAAUGGCCCACUCAAUGUCCAACGGUGCUGGUCGGCUGGAUGGCGGUGGCUCCUUCCAGGUGAACCUAACAGCUUGGUGCAACACUGGCUGCUCCUGCUCCUCAUCUCUGGUAGAGCCUGUCUGUGGCAACAAUGGACUCACCUAUUUCUCCCCAUGCCACGCUGGGUGCUCCUCAUACUCUCCAAAGUCAAAAUUCUCAAACUGUACCUGCAUACUUGGAGAAGGAAAUCAGUCUUCCCCAUUCCCGUCAACCUCAUCUUCCUCGAUUACUGCGAGUGGAUUCUCUGAAGUGACAGUUGUUCCUGUAGCUACAGCUGGGCCGUGUUACAUCCCCUGUAACACCAUCAUGCCCUUCAUGAUCCUCCUGUUCUUCAUGUGCACAGUGGUUGCCAUCAGCCAGAUGCCACUCCUCAUGAUUGUGUUAAGAUCUGUGGAUGAAGAAGAGAGGUCAUUUGCUCUUGGAGUACAGUUUGUCAUCUUCAGACUGAUUGCCUACAUCCCAGCACCCAUUAUGUUUGGCUCUGUGAUUGACUCUACUUGUCUCCUGUGGAAGAGUUCUUGUGGAGAAAAAGGAGGGAGGUGCCUCAUAUAUGACAUUGAGGCAUUUAGAUUUAGAUAUGUGGGAAUCUGUACUGCCAUCAAGAUUAUCUCUGCUGCCAUAUUUGUGUUUGACUGGCUCCUGAUCCGCUGGAAGUACAAGCUAGACAUGGAGGGAACCAUGACUGUGGGUGACAUAGUGAACUCCCUCAUGUCGGUGGACAAGGAUGAGGAUGAACCGCUGGAUGACCUGGAGGAGAGCGUGUGGCUGCCGAGCCUUCAGGGGACCCAACAAGCUCCCUCGGGUGCCACCUCUCAGUCUACCUCAGCUCCCACCACUGCCUCCACCACUGCUGCUGCUGCCCGCCCACCAUCACUACCACCACCGUCGUAACGGUUCCCUCAUCAGCCGGCCACAGAUGCCCACCCAUAGCUCAGGCCACAAGAGAUCUCAGUCAGGGUCAUACAUCCCCUCACGACCAUGGGCAGGUCUCUACCAACACCGAAGGUCCCACUCCAGCUCAGGAUACCAGCACAUCCCAGCACCGCCCGGCCCAGCACCCCCAAGGCAAUCCUCACCACCCAGCCAGGCCCACCAGCGCCGGGCUAGCUCAGGUCAGCAGGUCACCUUCCGAGGACUGGCUGAAGACCCCAGUGACCUGACAGGAGUGAGAGUUGUGGUCCAGGGCAAUGUGGGUCUUGCUGAUGAAGAGGAUAUGGCCAUCAAAGUUUAAAAAGAAUAUAUAUUAGAUUCUCUAUUUACACUUGUAUUUAAUUGUAUGUUGUUUUGAAUUCAUGUUUGAGAAGAAUUAUUUUAUUCUGCUGAACUUAUUUUGUAUACUUAUGUAUAUAUUGCCUACACUGGUUAACAGACUUAGCGUAUUUAUUGAUAUGGUAAGCACUUGAAGCAGACUUUUUCUCAUGUUACUUGUUACUCCAAACUUUCAUGAGCUCCAUUUAACUGAUGUGGAGACCAUAGCCUAGAUCCAUAUCUUUAGCUCUUUAAUGCUUCCAUGCCUAGUGGGGAUUUUCCCAGGGUUAUGUUUUCCUGAUCUCAGCCUUGUGAGCUUAUUCCCCUCUUGAAGAUCACAACAACAGAAGACCUCGGGUAAGCACUAGUUUAUUACUGGCUUACUGUUCAUGUGCAUAGUACUUCACUUAUGCAGACUUCGAUUAACUGUUGUUUGCUUCCUUUAUUAAACAUAUAUUUGCCAAUAUUUGAGAUACAAUGUAACAUGAAAGGACAAUAAUUGUAUGUAAUUACAGUAUAGGAGUUGUAUGUAAAUCUAAACUAUGUAAUUGUAUGAUGAAUGGCUGAUGCUGUGAGAAUAUUAGAAGAGACUAAUAAACAAGCUAUUCUUGUUUUCAGCUUUUGUUUGAAAGUGUACAUAAGUACACCAGGUUGUUUAUUGUACAUAAACACUUAGAUUAUAGAUGUAUUGUGACAACUAAGUGCCUAAAGUAGCAUGCCACUGGUACCAGCUAUGCUGAAUCAUUCUUGUGCUCAACUAAGCUUUAGUCAAAGUGAAUGUUUGGGUACUUACGGCAGGCAGAAACUGCACAAGCAGGAAUAUACACAUAUUUUUAUUGCAUUUAUCAUUGUAAUUAUUAUAAUUUAGUAUUUGAAGCAUCAGCAAUACAGCAUUUUUUUGCCAAGAGCCUGAUAAAAUUCAAUUAAAUAAGCAUACAUUUUCAUGUGAAUAUAAAAUUGUGUAUGAUGUUGAUAUUUAUUGAUGUUAUUUUACCCAACAAGAGGGAUGAUCAAAUAGAAGUCUGGUUUAGGAAAAAUUUAUGGCUUUGAAAGUAAUAAUGGAGGCCCAACACCAGCUUGAGUGUGAGUUACAAGUAGAAGUAAAUAGGGAGAAACACUAGCCAUUUUCUGUUUGGCCAUUUAUGUACUUACUAUGACUGAAAUAUCUAAUGUGAAAAAAAAAAGGAUCAGAUUCAUAUCACAUCUGUAUUUAAGAAUAUACCUAAUGAGGAUAAGCUGCCAGAGCUUGAGAAUAUCAUAUCACCUAUCAUAUCAUGUUGUAUAUGGUGAAAAAAAUUAAUCCCUUAUUCCAUUUCUCUAUGAUUACACACUUACAUGGAGGUGAUAGAGGCAACUAAAGGAAAACUGGGUGAACAAAUACAGAGAAAAGGCAGGACCAGAUGAGUAUAGACUGGACUCUGUACACUGCAACCAGAUAAACACACACACACACACACACAAUAUUAAGUCAGGUAACUCAAGUCAUUAAUGAAUAUUUCUAGGUAUUCAAAUUAACUAAAAAAUUUUAUGACAAAUAUUUGAUAACAAAAAAGCUGUGUUGUGAUUGCUACAUGAGAUGAGAAAGAAAUGUAAUUGAGGUGAAAGCAGUGGCAAGCCCUUGAUGCAUGCAGUUCAGUGUUAUUUGAGCACUCCUGUAAACUAAGAUUAGUAGAAUUGUGUUAAUUUGAUGUGAUGGAAUUGGAAAACUUGCUACAUAUGGUAUUUUAUUGAUCUUAGUUUACAAGAUCACAUAGAGUGCAAUGACAGCAUACGUUAAGAGCUCUUUGUGUCUGGAAGAUUACAAAAGAAGCAUGGAAGCCUGAGGUGUAGAAUUUUGUGUCUGGAUAUGUAUUGUAUCAAAGCUGAAAGUGUUUUGAUUGGAGGGAGAGGGAAAUGAUAUAGGUAACAUGUAAAUGAUUGCUUUUGGUUCAACACUUGUGACAUAACAUUUACUUAUUUAUUAAUGUGGAUGUCAUAUUACAUAAUAGGUAAGACUACAAACAUUCAAAUUAUUUUUGUAGAAUGGAUGUAAUUACAAUUUGACAAAAAUUAUGGAACAUACUUUUUGUCAUAACUAAGCAAUAAGGUUUGAAGAAAUAUAUGAUAAGAUGACAAACAAAAGAUUAUAUUAAAGUAUUAAGCUUACUGUGUAAUCAUAUUCUGUGGACUGAGAAGAAAGACAUGAUUUCAUGAUGCUUUCAUCAAAAUGUUUAUUUUCAUGUAUGCAAAAUGAUACUGUUAAGAGUACCAAGAUCAGGCACGACUACAGUGAAGCAGCCUCACAAAGCAUUUUGUAUUAGGUGUAGGGGGAUCAUUUACUGUAUGUAAUGCUGCUCAGAUGACUAAUUCUGACAAGAUUUAAAGCUCCCUGUAUCAAAUAUAGCUUUGAACUCUGAUGCUAUGAAUGUGCAAGCUGUAAUCUUAUAAAUAUUAAGAAGAAAAGUCAGUUUAUUGACUUGGAGCUUAAGAAUAUUUAUUUAUUCUGCCACACACUUUGCUUUUGAAGGCUUGUGUUUCUGUGCUUUAAUCUAGAGUUUCUUGCAGUAUUUAUGAUGCACAAAGCCUCACAAAAAAAAGCUUCUUUCUUGCUACCACUGUGUGCAGGUAUAGGUAACAGUAAUCAAGCCAUGGCAUUAUCACAUUAUUUUCUAUGUAUGUACUUGAUAAUGAAGUGAAAUUCACAAUGUUAUGUAUUGCUAUGUACUUUUUUUUUUUUUAGAUAUUUUUUUCAUGUGUGUAUCCCAUAUAUUUCAUAUACUGACUUUCUCUCCCAUCUUGGAUACAAUUUGUGGCUGAAUGCUUCUUUGUGAAGAUGGAUUUAUAAUCAUCAAAUAUAUGUAUGGAUAUCCUUUAUAUGUAUUGCAGUCAGGUGUCAGUAUCCUAGAGGGUAAACUCCAAAAAUACAUAAAAUCAGGAAAUGUUACCCUCCUCAAGAAGUACCAUGUAUUUUGAAGUAUCCCACUGUAACAGUGUAGCUGGACCCUUUAGCCCAUUGAGCAGUGGACAAUGUGCGAGUGAGGCAGCAGCUGUAGGCUGAGAAGCUCCUCUCACAGACCUAGUUUUUUAGAUCUUUAGCAUCUUAAACAUCCAAAGGAGAAUACUAUUUAAUUUCAUGAAUAUCUGAUUUGCUUACUUCAGAGAUCAGAAAUAAAAUAUAGUACAUAUAUAGUAAAAAUUGGUAGGAAAACAAAUUUAAGCAUAAUAGUUUUAAUUACUGUAAAGCAGAGGAGAAAAUUGUAGAUUCUCAGUCAUGAAUUACAAUUAUGUGCAAUACUUUAGAGUAGAGGAGUUAAAAGGUGACCUGUGCAACCCUCACCCUGGGCUGGUGUGGAGUCUGAGGAGUCGUGUAAGGAUGGUGAGGUGGGAGGCUGGCCAGUGCCACAGCUUGGACCUACUGUAUAUUUUUGAACAAAUAAAGCAAGAGAAAUGUUUAUGCUGUGGGAUGAAGCAAGUUAGGUUUUAUUUUGUCAUUAUACAUAUAUAUGCAUAUACCAUAUAUAUUUCUGCUUAUAAGAUAAGCACAAAAUAGUGAUUUAGACCAUUCUUCAAAUUCUUAUUGUCUUUCUUAUUAUAAAAGGUAUUAGUAUUGAUUUUGUUUUUGUUUUUUUUGUGCAAGGUCUUUACAGAUGUUAUAAUAUACAUGUGUUUUCUUCUGUGACCAUUACUUUCUGUUAUUUGUAUGUGUAUGAUAGCAUAUAGUUUCAACAUCAAUUCCUUGGCAUGGAACUCCUUUAAAAACAAUAGUGCAACUUAUGAAAAUAUUUUUGUUAUAUUGGGCAAGCCAAUUAUGGCAUAUACAUUAUGACAUUAUUUGUUUAGAACCAUAAACAGUGUCAUUACCAUAGAAUCUCAUGCCAGGCAGUAUGGUGGCAAUGGUUGGGGAUGCCUUGCCAGAGUGGCCAGAGCAUCAUAAGAUCACCUCUGGGAAAUAACAUUGGUACAUGCCAGUUAGAAGAAAUAUCCAAUUGGUUGCUAUCAGUCAGGUGCUGUGUUUGGUGGAAUCAGUCUCUCUCUCUCUCUCUCUCUCUCUCUC
Molecule: messenger RNA, 7692 nt
Organism: Scylla paramamosain (green mud crab)
Lineage: Eukaryota; Metazoa; Arthropoda; Malacostraca; Decapoda; Portunidae
Product: solute carrier organic anion transporter family member 3A1-like
Exons: 17
Coding region: 303-3302 (999 amino acids)
Biological process (GO): sodium-independent organic anion transport; transmembrane transport
Cellular component (GO): plasma membrane
Molecular function (GO): protein binding
Source: RefSeq, a predicted model, not a curated record